Molecule: messenger RNA, 1791 nt
Organism: Cyclocybe aegerita
Lineage: Eukaryota; Fungi; Basidiomycota; Agaricomycetes; Agaricales; Hemipholiotaceae
Source: the annotation of a GenBank genome assembly
AUGUCCUCCUCUUCCCUCGCCUUCUUCGCCUCCGCCGCCGCCUCCUUCCACCCGACCCCCUACGUCCCCGCAGCCACGGCCUCUUCCUCCUCCUCCCGCCCCGUCGUGUCAACGCGCAACAGCCACCGCGGCCAUGACUCCUUAGCGGUCCCGCCCGGCAUGGACCCGCUUCCCACUGAUCCAAAAGUACACUUCAUCCAUCCACCCUUCACUACUUUCCCAAACUCGAAUCAGCAUCCCGAUGGCCUCACCUACUCUCUCAUGGCGGAGAACCCCGAGUGGUUCCUCGACCCCUGCGACUUCGUCUCACAGCACAACGCUAAUCCUAAAGCAAUCUCUUAUCCUCCUCACCUUGAGCCUCCCCGUGGCUGGUGUCCGGCAAAGAAGAAGGAUCUCAAAGAGCGUGGCGGAGAGGGAUGGCCCGAAGGCGAGGAGCCACGCCUUCGAUGCACAUUCUGCCGCAGGACAUACGCGGGCGUCAACGCAAAGAGUAUGUGGAGACGCCACGUCUUUGAGAAACACAAGAUCGCAAUGUCAAAUCGCAGGGAUGGGGGUACAGACCGCCCACGUGGGCGUGGAUCCGGAAAGGAGAAUAAGCUUCACAUUUCUGGGAGGGCCCGUGAGGACGCUCACGACAGCCUUCUCAGCAUUAUUGUCGCCCCGCAAACAGCGCCUGAAAAUGUGUCGCACAAAUCACGCUUCCGGUCCAGUAAACCGAUCGAAGUACCUAAAACGCGCGAUCGCGAGCGCAGGCGUACACAACAACCAUUGCCCCUGACGCCAUAUCAUUUUCAACAGGAAUUAAUUCCUCCUGCUAAAGAGGAGAGUGAAAUUGAAGCCCCUCUCAAGGCGAUGACCCCACCUCUAACCCCACAUGUCUCUUCAGAUCCCCCAGUUGUCUUGGGGGAAAACUCUGACGGACUAGUGUCACCUUCGCCAAAUAUCUCUCAUCCUGUCAUUCCUGAAUCUCCUUACAAUCCGCUUCAAACCCCUUCCUUCCGGCACUCUCCACCGCGCCCUCCCUCCGAUCAGCCAUGGCGAUAUCCAAGCCCAAGCCACCCACUCCAUUCUAACACCCGCGACUUGUCUUUGACGAUGUUGACGCGUCCUACAGCGACUCCCAUUGUCAAAGGACUUCCUUCCUUCGGAACAAGUCCGACGUCGAUGCUGGCCAUGCACUCCUCGCCGCUGUCAGCUAUAAUUUAUUCAGACGUUGGACCUUUUGAGACGCCAGCAGGGGCGAAGUUUUUGUUUGCGAAACCCGCGCCAAGAUCGCGCCUCGCAGAUCAGAUAUCCUCUCCAUUAAGCGCCAGUCCAAUAGUUGGGACCAGCAGCAGCCAAGACUUGCGAGGAUCUCCAUUACCUCGUAAGCGUCGGAGGGCUGCAGUGGAGCACAAAAGAAAUUCAUCCGACGUCUCUGAGGCAUGGCUCUCGGAGAAUUGUCUCGCCCCGUCAUCUCUCCCAGUCGACACUUCUAACAACGACCCAUUCUCCAUUUAUGACUCAUGGCCAUCUGUCGGAGGAGAAUCCACUAUUUCUCCUGUCCGUUUGCCCAGGACCCGGCUGGACGCCGAAAGUCCCGUCCUCCGCAAUGGAUCGUCUAGUGUAGUCGGCCUCGGGAUUGGACUUCUUGAACCGUUCAGGUAUCCCAAAGACGAGUCCUUGAGCUCCGCCGUGGACGCGGAACUCACAGCAAUCCUCUCAUCACCUGGAUAUGGAGAGGCGAUGUCUCUAGACGAGGGAAGCCCCCAUCCGAAGAAACGCAAAGUGUCGCCGGAAGUCUACCGUUAA